CAGACUUUGAAGUCAAGAACGCUGUCACAUAAGAGACAACCGUGAACAAGGGUAAAAGAGAACGAUUCAGUCCCUUAAAAAGAUUUGUUCGAAAACCCAAGUUCGUUCAUAAACACCAAUAGUGCCUCCAACUCAUUUUGUAUUUUACCGAGGUGUGGUUAAUUUUAAUCCCGCCUCACUUUUGAAGGGUGUAAACCGACGGAAACUACACGACUCACAAGCCCGGAAAAGAACGGUUUUGUUGUUGACUAAGUUACUCCGGAGUCGUGGACUGUGCUUGUUACAUCAAGAACAAUGGCAGAAUUUGUUAAAGCGCAAAUUAAGGGUGACAAAGUAGUUGUGUUCUUGAAGCCGACCUGUUCUUACUGCAUACUCGCUAAGGAUGUUUUGUCAAAGUAUAAAUUCAAAAGUGGACACUUGGAUUUGAUUGACAUCAGCGGACGCAGUGACAUGGGCAGCAUACAAGACUGUCUUCAACAGAUCACAGGCGCCCGCACCGUUCCUCGGGUCUUCAUAGGGGAACAGUGUGUUGGAGGAGGAAGUGACGUCGACAGUCUGGACCGUUCUGGAAAACUGGAAGGCAUGUUGCAGGCAAUCGGAUCUCUGCAGUGAAGGUGGUCAAGUGGACUUCUCACCUGAUAGCUCCAGGAAGUCAGGCUUGUGGCUGAAGAUCAG
Messenger RNA from Sinocyclocheilus rhinocerous, 675 nucleotides. It is a transcript of the gene glrx, whose product is annotated as glutaredoxin (thioltransferase). The transcript is spliced from 3 exons. Gene Ontology annotation, molecular function: glutathione disulfide oxidoreductase activity. Gene Ontology annotation, cellular component: mitochondrion. Bases 295 to 612 code for a protein of 105 amino acids. Lineage: Eukaryota; Metazoa; Chordata; Actinopteri; Cypriniformes; Cyprinidae. The record is from RefSeq and is a predicted model, not a curated record.